AUGAAGAUAUCAACAACAAUAAUCAUACUUUGUGUAAUAGUAUCAAGCUUUUCAGUAUCAAGUGAAUUGUUAUCAAUCACUGGAUUAUUGGGUGGACUGUUGGGUGGUUCAUCAUCUUCCUCCUCCUCAUCUACAUCCUCCUCAUCCUCCUCAUCAUCAACAUCAACAGGAGGAGGAUCAGGACCUAUUAUUGAUAUUGACCUUGGACCAAUUAGUUUAGAAUUAUAUUUAGCAAUUGGUGAUCAAACCAAUAGAAAUCUAUUCUUGGAUUGGACACAUCAAUACAACAAGACCUAUACAACUGCAGAGUUUCAAAAGAGAUACAAGUUGUUUGUCAGUAAUCUAUUAUUUGUCAACAACUAUGCAACGUUAAACCCCAACAGUCAAAUGAUACUUGGUACAAAUGAAUUUGCUGAUCUUUCACUCCAAGAAUUUGUCGACAUUAGACUGACCAAAUUCAACAUGUCUGAAAUCACCGAUGACUUGUUUAAUCAAAAUCAACCAGACAAUCAAACAUCAUCAUCAUCAUCAUCCUCAUCUCCUCCUUCAUCUCGACAGAUUCUAACGACAGGCCCAAUAUUCUUGAGUUGGAAGGAAUUUGGACUAGUUACUCCAGUUAAAAAUCAAGGAUCAUGUGGUUCAUGUUAUGCAUUCUCUGCAGUUGGAGCGGUUGAAACCUUGUACCUACGUACCUAUGGAACACAACAAAGUAUCGACCUCUCUGAACAAGAAUUGGUAGAUUGUAGAGACUACAAUAAUAUUGGUUGUGGCGGGGGUUGGAUGCACAACGCAUUUAAGCAAAUUUUAAUUGAAAAAGGAAUAACAUUAUCAAGUAUAAUACCCUAUGUAGGUAGCAGGGAUUACAUCAACUGUUACAAAGGAUUUAAAAAGACCAAAAUUUCAAAAUACACAAUGGUACCCAGGACCGAAGAUGGCCUGAGAGAAGCAUUGAUGGAAACAGCAGUUUCAGCUGCAUUUGAUGCAAGUUCUAGAGAAUUCCAAUUGUAUCAAAGUGGAAUAUUUUCAUCACCAACUUGUGAAAAGCUAGCACCUACACAUGCAGUACUUGUUGUUGGAUAUUACCCAACCUAUUGGGUAAUUAAAAAUUCUUGGGGAACUCAAUGGGGAGAACAAGGAUUUUUUAAAAUGGCAAGAAAUACCAAUGAUCAAUGUGGUAUUGCUCGUUAUGCAAGUUAUCCAACUCAAAUCCAUGAAUAA
Messenger RNA from Cavenderia fasciculata, 1218 nucleotides. RefSeq lists its product as uncharacterized. The coding region runs from base 1 to 1218 and encodes 405 amino acids. The record is from RefSeq and is a predicted model, not a curated record. NCBI's taxonomy places the organism in Eukaryota, Evosea, Eumycetozoa, Acytosteliales, Cavenderiaceae. The transcript is spliced from 4 exons. Gene Ontology annotation, molecular function: cysteine-type endopeptidase activity. Gene Ontology annotation, cellular component: lysosome.